AUGCUAAAGCUUAGCAGGAAUGAGGAAAAGAAGGCCAGUCCAUCAGACGAUCCAUUCCUAGUCCAGCCCAGAAAAGUGAGAAAUGGGAAGUGCAGGGCAGAGUUUUCAGCUGACACGCCUAGGGUCGCAAUCGGCGCGUGCAUUCUCAACUCACUGGCCUUUCCAAUCCCUUCUUCCCCGGAGGAUGAUGAUGAGGGCGACUCGGUGAUUGAUUCAGCUGAUGCGCGGUUUGCGGUCAUGGGAAUCAUCAGCUUCAUACCUUAUUUCAAUUGGCUAGCUGGUUAUUUGCAUGCGUUGGAUACUGGAAAGCGGCGUUACGCUGUUUAUGCUAUUGUGUAUUUGGCUCCUUACGUCAGGCCAAAUUUGUCAAUUUCACCUGAGGAUAGCUGGCUGCCAAUUGCCAGCAUUUUAUUGUGCAUCAUUCACGUUCAGGUUGAGAUUCGCUGUUCUCUUUAUCAUUCUUUUGUGAUGGAAUCUUGA
This is a messenger RNA of Coffea arabica (coffee), 480 nucleotides long. The record is from RefSeq and is a predicted model, not a curated record. NCBI's taxonomy places the organism in Eukaryota, Viridiplantae, Streptophyta, Magnoliopsida, Gentianales, Rubiaceae.